Epinephelus fuscoguttatus (brown-marbled grouper) is the source of this 3596-nucleotide messenger RNA. RefSeq names its product natural killer cells antigen CD94-like. NCBI's taxonomy places the organism in Eukaryota, Metazoa, Chordata, Actinopteri, Perciformes, Serranidae. The record is from RefSeq and is a predicted model, not a curated record. The transcript has 6 exons. The coding region runs from base 196 to 963 and encodes 255 amino acids.
AUCUGAGAGACAGAGGCAGAAACAGAGCAGCAUCAGAAUAGAGCACAGCAUUAUAUCUGUGAUUCGGAAAUACAAAUUACAUUAAAGCAUCUGGUGUCGGAGAAAUACAGCAACAGGGUGCAACAGGGUGCACUAUACAGCAAAUUGUGACUACUGUAAAGCUACUGAGACUCAUCCAGUGUCUCCUUCCUUAAAAUGUCUUUCAACAUUUAUGAAGACCCAAAUCUGAAUAUGAAUGUGAGAUACUGCAAAGGAGCCAGAGAUGACGGAGGAGACAAAGUGGAGAGACUGGUCGACAUUUAUGAGAGUGUGGAUGCAGACCAUCCUGUCUGUACACGGGAUGAAGGAGCACACACUCAGAAGCAUCUUGCAGCUGUCCAAAGAAACCCUUUAAGAACUGCUGCACAGGUUUUGGGUCUGCUGUGUCUACUGCUUGUAGCUGCAGUCAUUGUCCUGACCACACUCUAUAUUUCAAUCACUUUGGAAAAAGACCAUCUGCAGAGCAAUUAUGAGGAGGUGCAGAGCAGUUACAACAACCUGAGUAAAAGUUUCUGCCACAUACAGGGGACAGAAAGCCAGACGCAGGGGAACAUUACAGAAUGGGAGAGAUUUCGAUGCAGUUGUUACUACAAAUCUACUGAGAGGAAAACCUGGACAGAGAGCAGAAGAGACUGUCAGGAGAGAGGAGCAGAUCUGGUGAUAUUAAACAAUAAAGAAGAACAUGAAUUUGUCAGAAAACAUCGAGAUUCCUGGAUCGGUCUGCAUUCAGUGAAAAAAAGCGGCUGGGGGGACGCAUGGGAAUGGGUGGAUGGAUCAGUAACACAAUAUAGGCCCUGGCACCAAGGAGUCACUGUUAACCCUAAGGACAGGGUUGGGUUGACAGCAUACAUUGAUCUGGAAGGAACAUGGAGGCAUACCAAGACUGGAUCCAAACGAUGGAUCUGUGAGAGACAGAUCUAUUGAGUCUAACGUGUGCGUGUCAUGUAACUGUGAAUCUUUCUAAGGACCUUUGUUGCAUGUUAUUUUUCUUUUUUAAAAGUUCUUACUGCCCUUUCAAAAAAAACCCAAAAAACAUAAUAAAGGCAAAGAUGAGAAAAUAAACUGUACUGCAUUAAUGAGAAGUGACACAUGGUAAAGUAUGAAAAAUGUUAAUGAUUUAAAAAAAAUAGAAUAUUCAAAGAAACACAUACACAGACUUUUCUGCUGUUCUCAGAGCCAUAAUAGUGGUGCAGCUGAAACCAUACAGUUUGUCCUGAGGGUAAUGCUAAAGGAAAGGUCAUAGUGUAUCUAGAAUGAAAAUGGUUCAUCCACUGUGGUGUUAAUUUAGUGGAUUUUAUAGAAAACUGCCCAUAACUAGGACUGUACCUAAGUCAGAAUUAUGUCAGUUCAAUCAGAUUUAGCUUUUCAAUACGAAUAUUCGACUUGUUUUUUUUCCAUAUAGAGUUUUAGAGUUUGAACAGUGUUCAGCUGGACGACAGAUAAGAAAUGUGCAACAAAGUUUUUUGUUGCCUCUGUAUUGCAGCUGCCUGUACUGAAGAGCAGUGUGAAAGUGAGGAGAGCUUACUCUGCAACAAAAUCUGGGGACCAAAAUAUCACCAGAAGUGCCCUGCACACUAAUUGACAAAAAGAAAACAACUGCUUGACUUAAAGCAAUCUCAGUCGACUGAAAGGUCUCCAGCUUUAGUGGGCGGCCCGACCAAUUACAUAUCAGUGUUUCUUUUGUAGCACUGGAAGCCGUGGUGUGAGGUAGUUACCACGGGCCCGAGUGCAUGCUAGGUGCUAGUUCUAAGGUGCGUACACACGCAUCUGGCAACUGUUUUUAAAAAUGCCAAAAGAAUCAAGUCUAAGGAGCUUUACUAUUUUGUUCUUUUUAUUUCUUCUUUACUGGCGCUUUUCUGUUUAAAAGUCAUGACUGUUCGCUGGGCUUGUAGAUGUGCUCAGCCUGUCAGUCUUGACAGAUAUUGUACCUAAAAUAGCUACUGUAUCAUAUCGUCUUGUCACAUGAUCAAAUAGAGACUUGACAUUACACAACAUGAACAUACAUGUUAACCAACAAGCAAAAUUGCAGACCUGUAUAUGACAAAAAAUAUUAAAGAAAAUAAAUUAUUUAUUGAAUCUAACAGUUUUUAUAUAUAGUUUAUUCAUGGUUUUCCUAAUUUAUGUAGAAUAAGCAUUUAGUUUUGUAACAGAUUGUUGCUGACUUUUCUACCAAAACAAAAAAGACAAGACAAGAAAAUCAUGAUGGAGAUGGGUUUGGAAUAUCCUAUAGCAAAUGGCACCAUUCAAUUUAAUGUGAGUUCUUUGAACACAGGCAUAGCUUUGAGCUGGCAUUCUGAAUCAUUUGCAAGCCCCCCAGCCCCAGCCCACGGGCCCCAGUGAAACCAAACUGCCCCCACUGCCCAUAUUUACACCCCUAAUUGGAAGAUCUGACCUGAAGUUGGCGGUGCUGGAAACGUCAGGGUGUCAUUACAAUCAUUCUCAAGACAAUCUACAGUACAGUGGUAAAAAUCUGUUAAUUGUUACAUCAUGGAUUGACAAAGAGAUGGUGUAAUAUCUUGUUCCAAAGGAGAACAUCUAUUUUAAUUAAUCAAUUGUCAAAUUUUGGUCUGAAGACAGUUUCAGUUGAGGCAACAGGACUGAAAACGCUCUGCUAUUAGUAUCCAUUUAAUUGCUGGACAUUAUGAUCCAUUUUGAAUUUAUUUAAUGAAAAGAACAAAAACAUAUUUUCAUAUUAAAGUAUUUCUUUAUUAGAUUUGCUCAAAAGCAGAUUAAAACAGAAUCUGAUAAGCUAUUAAGUUUUUAGCUGUGAUCUUUGAUUUUGCAUGUUGUGUGAUAUGCAAUAUUCAUUUGAAAUAACAUUUGUAUUUUUUUCCAACAUUUUCGGAAAAAUUUCGUCAGAAUUCUAUGGACGCAGAUUCUGUGUGGGCCUGCUCACUAGUUCACCAGGGAGUAAAAGGCUUUGAAGCACACUCAGUGUGUUAGUCGUAGCUUUGAUCUUUACUUUGAUUUCUGAUCGUGGAUCCAUGUACUGCUAACUAUGCAGGAUCACAAAAACUGUCAAAUGAAUGGGUGAGCAGGGUGGCAUGCCAGGUACUCUGAGGGUACCUCAGACAGGCCAGUCUUUUAUCAUGGGGAUUGGUAAAUACACAGGAACACGGAGAUCCAGCAUUAGUGCUUAAAAUAAGACUCUGAAACAGAAAAUACAGUUUCUUACUGAUUUAUAAAGCUUCAUCAUGCUCAGCUCUGAUAUCUAUUUCUGCAUGUAGACAUAGCUGACAUUUUAGGACUCCAUUUCAUCUCAAGUUUAACAUCUGAUAAUUGAGAAUGAUGGCCAUGAGGAAGUGAUGGUAGUGAUGAUAAGAGAAUAUGUCACAUCCGUAGCAAGAACGCUUUAGUCAAAGUGUUACUUCAGGAUGCCAUGUUAAAAUCCAAUACAUUCUGAAACCAUUUGUCAGCUCAGGUUCACUUUUUGGUGCAUUAUAUCAUGUUUGUAUUCCAUCACCUGAUCCUGCCAGCAGUUGCUGUGUGACACAGCUCUAAGGUUAAAGCAGUGUUUUUUGUUCCUUUGUCAUCUAUUCUAUCGAACUACAGCAACA